AUGGAAAAAGACCACCUCCCUACCUUCCCAACCAUCGAUAAAUGCCCGUCCAUCGGCCGCGAAAAACACACCGUUAUCGCGGACAUGGACGGGACUCUACUCCGCGGACGGAGCUCAUUUCCCUACUUUGCCCUAGUGGCUUUCGAAGUCGGCGGCAUUUUGAGGCUUCUUUUUUUGCUCUUGGCCUCGCCGCUUGCUGGUGUUCUCUACUACUUCGUCUCUGAGUCAGCCGGCAUACGUGUCCUCGUGUUCGCGACUUUCGCGGGCAUGAAAGUCGCGGACAUUGAGUCCGUGGCACGCGCGGUGCUGCCGAAAUUCUACUCCGCUGACUUGCACUCUGAAACAUGGAGAGUCUUCUCGUCGUGCGGGAAACGUUGCGUUUUGACGGCCAACCCGAGAAUCAUGGUGGAGGCGUUUUUGAAGGAGUUUUUGGGGGCUGACUUGGUUCUCGGGACAGAGAUUUCCACCUACAGAGGUAGAGCUACCGGCUUUGUCCUAAAUCCUGGGAUUGUCGUCGGAAACAACAAAGCUGACGCUCUCAAAAAAGCUUUUGGAGCCGACGCUCCUGAUAUUGGACUUGGUGACCGGAAAACCGACUAUCCAUUCAUGAAGCUUUGCAAAGAGAGCUACGUUGUUCCGGCUAAGCCGGAAGUGGAGCCUGUGAGUCACGACAAAUUGCCUAAGCCGAUAGUAUUCCACGACGGCCGGCUGGUCUCGAAACCAACUCCGUUGAUGGCCUUGCUCACCAUUCUUUGGAUUCCGGUCGGUUUCGUUUUGGCUUGCUUACGUAUUGCUGCCGGUUCAUUGCUUCCUAUGCCGGUCGUGUACUAUGCUUUUUGGGCUUUAGGUGUUAGGGUUUAUGUCAAGGGCACCCCACCACCUCCGGCUAAGAAGUCAACAGGUCAAACGGGAGUUCUCUUCAUUUGCUCACACCGAACCCUACUCGAUCCCAUCUUCCUCUCCACCGCUCUCGGCCGUCCGAUCCCGGCAGUCACAUACUCUCUCUCGCGUCUCUCAGAGAUAAUCUCGCCCAUCAAAACCGUCCGGCUAACCCGGGACAGGGCCGCCGACGCCAACAUGAUCAAGAAACUUCUAGAACAAGGUGACCUAGUCAUAUGCCCCGAGGGCACAACAUGUCGAGAACCAUUUCUACUUCGGUUCUCGGCGUUGUUUGCCGAGCUCACAGACAAGCUCGUUCCGGUGGCAAUGGCCAACCGGAUGAGUAUGUUCCACGGUACAACGGCUAGGGGGUGGAAGGGGAUGGACCCGUUCUACUUCUUUAUGAACCCUAGCCCUGCUUAUGAAGUAACUUUUUUGAAUAAGUUGCCUAGCGAGUUAACUUGUGGAGCAGGCAAGUCGAGCCAUGAGGUGGCCAACUAUAUACAGCGGACGAUCGCAGCGAGCUUGUCGUAUGAGUGCACGACGUUUACGAGGAAGGACAAGUACAGAGCUCUGGCCGGGAAUGAUGGCACGGUGGCGGAGAAACCUGCUAAUGGCAAGAAGAUUAUGGGAUGCUAG
Molecule: messenger RNA, 1518 nt
Organism: Fragaria vesca subsp. vesca
Lineage: Eukaryota; Viridiplantae; Streptophyta; Magnoliopsida; Rosales; Rosaceae
Product: glycerol-3-phosphate 2-O-acyltransferase 6-like
Exons: 1
Coding region: 1-1518 (505 amino acids)
Biological process (GO): cutin biosynthetic process
Cellular component (GO): membrane
Molecular function (GO): glycerol-3-phosphate 2-O-acyltransferase activity; phosphatase activity
Source: RefSeq, a predicted model, not a curated record